GCACUUAUCUCUUUCCAUCCAUUUAUGAUAAACGAUCGCCCAUACCAUCCCCAGCACUUUCAAAGUUAGUUGAGGAUCCUGUCAAUUCCAAGCUCAUUGCCUCGAUCAUAACAACUCAACAACAUACACUCAUCGAGCCUACACCUUUCUCUAUCUCUAUAACAAAACGAGACACCCUGUUUUACAGCCAACUACAACACAUUAUCCACAAUGGCCAUCCGAGAGCACUUCCGCCGCGCUGUGCGCUCCGACGCUUCAAGCACAAAUAUCGUCGAGGCCAACACCCCAGGAAAGAUCACAGCUACCAUGACCAAGUCCAGCCAAAACAGUGACAAGUCCGUCUCAUCAUCAAAAUCAUCACUCGUCAACAAGCUGUCCCGUACCUGGACGUGGGGGUCUAAGGACAAGGAUGCCACCAAGGAGCGCAAGACCAAGAACAAGAAGGGAAAGAAGAUCACCCACCCUAGCGAGAAGCCGAUGACCGCACAGAAUCUCCAGCACCAGGAGAUGCUCUCUCACUUCGACUUCACCUUUGGCGCCUCUUGUCCUGAACAAAUCGAGGAGGACAAUUUCAUUGGCAUCAGCCCUUGCUGCACCAGAGCCCCCAGUGUCGUUGACUUUUCACUGGAAGGCGACAGCGAAAGCGAUGAUCAGACUUCUUCCUCGUCUUCCUCCGUCAAAUCAUCGUAGUCCAUUUCCUGAAAUGGCAAGGUCAGUGAUAAUGGAUGGGCGGGCAUGCGGGCUCGCCGAUUGUCGAUAGCGGCGAAACUUGGAAGAGUUCUAGAACACCAGUUUCAAUGCCUGCCACCAAAAGCCCCGCAACGUUACUCAGGCACACCAAAUCACCUCCCUUA
Molecule: messenger RNA, 854 nt
Organism: Fusarium oxysporum Fo47
Lineage: Eukaryota; Fungi; Ascomycota; Sordariomycetes; Hypocreales; Nectriaceae
Exons: 1
Coding region: 211-690 (159 amino acids)
Source: RefSeq, a predicted model, not a curated record